This is a messenger RNA of Carassius carassius (crucian carp), 2143 nucleotides long. RefSeq names its product zinc finger protein 501-like. Bases 454 to 1731 code for a protein of 425 amino acids. The record is from RefSeq and is a predicted model, not a curated record. NCBI's taxonomy places the organism in Eukaryota, Metazoa, Chordata, Actinopteri, Cypriniformes, Cyprinidae. The transcript is spliced from 3 exons.
UUUGCCUUGUUUUAAUCGAGGACAGCGCUUUUGUAUUUGUUAACUUUAACGCUUACUAGAACAAAGCAGGCAACAAUCAUGUGUGGACAACAUGUUUAGUUCAUUCAGUCCCGAGCGAUUUUGUGUUUCUGUAUGUAUUCGUGCGAUGAUUGUUUUUAUGUUUAUAGUGAUAAUGUCACUGUUGCUGAAUGUAUUGUGAUCUGUAAGGGGAAUGGAUGAGUACCGGUGUCGAGUUUGCUGCUGUGAUUUUAUUUACGUUAUUUAUCUCAGGCGGAUCAAAUCAGAUCUGUGGUUAAAUGAAUGUUCAGUGAAGCUCCUCCCACAACAAUCACACCAUCAGUGAUUUCACCAAUAAAUGCUGAAAUAUUUCCAUCAGCCUACAAGUGAAGAUGAUGAGCAUCAAACUACCAGAAAGCACUAAAAUCUGUAAAGAUUGAAUUGAAGAGAGGGAAAAUGAGUGAUCCAGAACCCUGCAGAAUGAAACGCACUGAAGAACAAAGAGAGUUGAUUGAAGAGAAUAAAGAACCAAGUGAAGUUGAGAAGAAAAGUCUUGUCAAUACUGAAGAAAAACUUUUGAGUUGCUCUCAAACCAAACAGAAAUAUUUAAAGAAAAGAAAAGCCAAGAGGUCUUGCGCUCAGUGUGGAAAAAGUUUCCCAUGCAAAUAUAGUCUUGGUGUUCACAUGAGAGUUCACACGGGAGAGAAACCGUACACAUGUGUUCAGUGUGGGAAGAGUUUUGCACAAAAAGGACAUCUUACAGAGCAUAUGAACAUCCAUCCUGUAGAAAAACCUUAUAAGUGUUCACACUGUGACAGGAGAUUUAAUAAGUCGGGACUCCUGAAAAAACAUGAGAUGAUUCACACUGGAGAGAAACCGUACAAGUGUUCACACUGUGACAAGAGAUUCAGUAAGUCAGUAAAUCUAAAAACACACAACAGGGUCCACACCGGAGAGAAACCGUACACAUGUGGUCAGUGCGGGAAGAGUUUCACACUAAAAAACCACCUUACAGCACAUAUGAGAAUUCAUACUGGAGAGAAACCUUACAUGUGUGAUCAGUGUGGAAAGAGUUUCACAAAACCAGAAACCCUUAAAGGACACAUGAACGUCCACACUGGAGAGAAGCGGUACACAUGUGAUGGAUGCGGCAAGAGCUUUUUCUGGGCUUCAGUCCUGAAGAAACACAUGAGAGUUCAUACAAAGGAGAAGCCAUAUUCAUGUUCUUUAUGUGUAAAGAGUUAUUCACGUCUAGAACAUUUGAAAGUACAUCAGAAAAUACAUACUGGUGUGAGAGAGUACAUGUGUUUUGAGUGUGAAAAGACUUUCAUUUCAGCUGACAGUUUAAAACAGCAUGAGAGGAGUCACACUGGAGAAAAACCGUACAAGUGUUCACUCUGCGACAAGAGAUUCAGUUAUUCAUCAAAUCUGAGAACACAUGAGAGGAUCCACACUGGAGAGAAACCUUACGCAUGUUCACACUGUGACAAGAGAUUCAAUCAGUCAGCAAAUCUGAAAACACAUGAGAGGCUCCACACUGGAGAGAAGCCUUACAAGCGUUCACACUGCGACCAAAGAUUCAGUCAGUCAGUAGUCCUGAAAACACAUAAGAAGAUCCACACUAGUGUAGGGUAUCAGAGCGAAUCAGACAAUUUAAGAUUCGAUCAGAUUGGUGUUGAACAAACCAAAGACAAAUUCCACAAAGAGGCCCAGGAUAACAAGACAAUGUCAUAAAUCUGUCCACCAUACCCUUGCGCCACAAGUCUGAAGCAAGUCCACCAACUAACAGUUUUAAGCACACUAUCUGGGAUGGUUCCAACAACCAUGUUUAAAUACUAAACGUGGACACCAUCAUCAAAUUAUGCUGUUUCUUGUCUUUUUGCUACUAACUACUGACGCUGCUUUUAGCGCUCUUAGAGCAUGCUCUGGCUUACUCUAAAGCUGCUCCUCUAAAACCAUCAGAAAUCAUCUGGUCUCAUCACUCUUCUUGCUGGCUUCUACUUUAAUUUCUUUUCUGUUGAGGGUUCAGUGUUCGGAGUUAAGUUUUGCCGCAACGCCAUGUCUCCUGAGGCCAAUCCCGAGUGCCAGUCUUAAAAUUCAACCACCCCACAACUUCGCGACUUCAGCUAGAGCUGGGCGAUAUGGC